UGGCAACAAAGAUCCUCCUCCUUUGUCUCCUUCCAAUUUUCAUUUUCUUCAUCCUUACUGAUCAAUCUUCAGCUGUCCAUAAACAACGGUCAGACCUUGAAGUCCACAACACAGAUUGCCAGCAAGCUUUCGUGUUUUUACAAUCGCUUACAAGCUCUGGCAAACAUGGAGGCUGAGCAGUUCCAUGUCCCAAGGGUCAAACUUGGAAGUCAGGGACUAGAAGUCUCAAAAUUGGGGUUUGGAUGCAUGGGUCUGACGGGAAUCUACAAUGCUCCAAUGACUGAUGAGGAAGGGAUUUCACUCUUGACGUAUGCCUUCAGCAAAGGAGUCACAUUCUUUGACACAGCUGAUGUGUAUGGAUCGCAUGCCAAUGAGAUUCUUGUUGGAAAGGCCUUAAAGCAGCUACCAAGAGAGCAAGUUCAGGUCGCCACGAAGUUUGGUGUCUUUAAGAUGGAAGCUUCUGGCAUGAUAGCAAAGGGUACAGCUGAGUAUGUUCGUUCGAGUUGCCAGGGGAGCUUGGAGCGCCUUGGAGUUGACUAUAUCGAUCUCUAUUAUCAGCACCGGGUUGAUAUAUCUGUCCCCAUUGAAGAAACAAUGGGUGAGCUCAAGAAGCUUGUAGAAGAAGGGAAAAUUAAGUACAUUGGGCUUUCUGAGGCCAGUCCAGAUACAAUAAGGAGAGCUCAUGCAGUACAUCCAAUUACAGCUUUACAAAUGGAGUGGUCCCUUUGGACUCGUGAUAUUGAGGAUGAGAUUGUCCCUCUCUGCAGGGAACUUGGGAUUGGGAUAGUUCCUUACAGCCCUCUUGGUCGAGGCUUUUUUGCAGGGAAGGCAGUUGUGGAAGCUCUGCCUGCCGGCAGUUUUUUGGCUACACAUCCUCGGUUUGUUGGAGAGAACUUGGACAUAAACAAGGCUAUCUACCUUAGGCUGGAAAUCAUUGCUAAGAAGCACGCUUGCUCUCCUUCUCAAUUGGCACUUGCUUGGGUUCUCCAUCAUGGGGAUGAUGUUGUGCCUAUUCCUGGUACUACUAAGACUAAGAACUUGGAGGAAAACAUAGGCUCCUUGAAGAUCAAACUUUCGGAAGAGGGACUUAAAGAGGUUACUGAUGCAGUACAGCUCGAAGAUGUUGCUGGUAUUAGAACUUAUGAAAGCAUGAUGAAUCUGUCAUGGCAGUUUGCUAAUACACCUAAGAAAUAACUUGGUUUUCAACCGAAGAUGUUCUGCAUUUAGAGAAGGAUUUGCUCUAGUCUACAAUAAGGAAGCAUGAACCUUGCCUGUGUGUAAUAUUUGUCAUUUGUGUAAUUGUGUUCAUCCAUUGACAUAAAUGGUUAGCUUAUUAGCUAUUCUCUCAACCAUUUUGCAUCAUGUAGGACUCCAAGCUGAAGAGUGAAGAUGGUUCCAUCUUCACAUAGCUUUAGUCAUUUCCUCUACCGGUAAUGACAAGAUCACAAUGCCAAAAACAUGGAGAUAUCAAAUUACAAUGUAAAACCUCUGUUCCAGCCGAUGAAUUUCUAUGAGUUAGGUUGACUGCUUUUAUCAGCACCCAUGGAGGUUUCCUAAAUACACCACUACCGCCAAGCAACAAUGAACCUGAUUAGCUGAUUCACUGGGAAGUUUGCGAGUUCUGGCCAGUUUUUGCCUAAGAACCAAGCCACUUCAGUAUUCAUAGAGAGGGCUCUAAGUCAGCGAGACCAGCUCCAAGGCUAGGGAGAGUGACGUCAUAGAGAGGGCUCUAAGUCCUAACGAGAGGAUCUGACGAUUUUUGCAUUUUUUUUUUGUCCAACUGGCCAAGAUAGAUGCUGAAGUUGUUGAGAAGUGGAUUGGAUCACCAGCUGGCCGCUGAUGAUCCGCUCCCCAAGAGUCUCCGCUCCCCAGGCCGCCUCUAUCUACUAACUACUCUUGUUGAAGAAGCAAGAACUCCAACAGACCCACACCAUCCUUCCAUUUUCUUCUUUCGUUGACUGAUCAAUUUUCACAUCUUUUCUUCGCAUAAAACUACUCUAAAGCCUUGAAGUUCAAGUGUUCAACUCAGAAGAUCACUACAGUUCUACCCAAAAAAAAAAAAAGAAGAAGAAGAUCACUACAAGCUCUUGACAUAAAUGGAGGCUGAGCAGUUCCUUGUUCCAAGAGUCAAACUUGGAAGUCAAGGACUAGAGGUCUCGAAGUUGGGGUUCGGGGCUAUGAGCUUGAGUGGAAUCUACAAUGCUCCACUUCCUGAUGAAGAUGGAAUCUCAAUCUUGAAGAAUGCCUUCAGCAAGGGGGUCACAUUCUUCGACACAGCCGAUGUAUAUGGAUCCCAUGCCAAUGAGAUUCUUGUUGGAAAGGCGUUAAAGCAGUUACCCAGAGAGAAAGUUCAGGUAGCCACAAAGUUUGGUAUUGUUAAGAUAGAGUUAGAAUCUUCUGGCUUCACAAUAAAUGGCACCCCUGAGUACGUUCGUUCGAGUUGCGAGGGGAGCUUGAAGCGCCUUGGGGUUGACUACAUUGAUCUCUACUACCAGCACCGGGUAGAUACAUCGGUUCCCAUUGAAGAAACCAUGGGUGAGCUCAAGAAGCUGGUAGAAGAGGGAAAAAUUAGGUACGUAGGGCUGUCCGAGGCUAGUCCUGAUACCGUAAGGAGAGCACAUGCAGUCCAUCCCAUCACAGCUUUACAAAUGGAGUGGUCCCUUUGGACUCGUGAUAUUGAGGAUGAGAUCGUCCCUCUCUGCAGGGAACUUGGGAUUGGAAUAGUCUCCUACAGUCCGCUAGGUCAUGGUUUUUUUGCAGGCAAAGCAGUUGUGGAAACUCUGUCUGCUGAAAGUUUACUGUCUAUGCAUCCUCGGUUCCUUGGAGAGAACUUGGACAAGAACAAGGCUAUUUAUCUGAGGAUCGAAAGCCUUGCUAAGAAGCAUGGUUGCACUCCUUCUCAACUGGCACUUGCUUGGGUUCUCCAUCAUGGAUAUGAUGUUGUGCCCAUUCCUGGUACUACUAAGAUUAGAAACCUGGAGGAAAACAUUGGCUCCUUGAAGGUCAAACUUUCAGAAGAGGAACUUGCAGAGGUUACUGAAGCUGUAAAGCUCGAAGACGUUGCUGGUGGUAGAAUCCCUCCAAGCAUGAUGAAUCUGUCGUGGCGGUUUGCUAAUACACCUUCAAAGAAAUAAUUUAGAGGUCAAUUGGUAGAUACGUAUCUAAAUAAUGUAUUUAAUGAAUGCAUAUAUUGUGGAGAAUGCAUCGUUUUUUUUUUUGUUGCAAAAUAAAACACAAUGCAUGUAUUUCAUUGUUGAUGUGACAUUUGAAAUCAUUCAAGAUGAAUGAUUUAGAAUCUUAACUAUAUGGUGAGAUUGUUGAGAUUGUGAAU
Messenger RNA from Linum tenue, 3331 nucleotides. The record is from the annotation of a GenBank genome assembly. Lineage: Eukaryota; Viridiplantae; Streptophyta; Magnoliopsida; Malpighiales; Linaceae.